Chionomys nivalis (European snow vole) is the source of this 1606-nucleotide messenger RNA. It is a transcript of the gene Oser1, whose product is annotated as oxidative stress responsive serine rich 1. The record is from RefSeq and is a predicted model, not a curated record. The transcript is spliced from 4 exons. Gene Ontology annotation, biological process: cellular response to hydrogen peroxide. NCBI's taxonomy places the organism in Eukaryota, Metazoa, Chordata, Mammalia, Rodentia, Cricetidae. The coding region runs from base 141 to 1019 and encodes 292 amino acids.
UCUGCGGGGUUUGGAUCCGGGUCAGUCAGGCGCGGCGGUCGCGGAGAGACGCGAAGAGCAUACGGGGCCGGAUCCCCGGGAGCACCCCAGCUGCGAGGAGUAUUAACGGGAACAUCCAUAAGAGUACAGAAACUUUCAUAAUGAAAUCUGAAGCCAAGGAUGGAGAGGAGGAGAGUCUACAAACUGCCUUCAAGAAAUUAAGAGUGGACGCAUCAGGGUCCGUCCUGUCUCUGUCUGUCGGAGAAGGCACAAGUGUCAGAGCAUCAGUCAGAGCAGCAACCGAUGACACCAAACCUAAAACCACAUGUGCAUCUAAAGACAGUUGGCAUGGGUCUACAAGGAAGUCUUCACGAGGAGCAGUGAGAACCCAGCGUCGUCGACGCUCUAAGUCUCCUGUCCUUCAUCCUCCCAAGUUCAUACAUUGCAGCACGACAACAUCUCCUCCCAGCAGCCAGCUCAAGCACAGAAGCCAGACUGAGCCACCUGACAGCAGCAGUGGGCUGGGAAUUUCAAGCCCCAAAGAGUUCAACACAGGAGAGACCUCUACUUCUCUUGAUGUUAAUCACACGGGGGCAGGCAUUGAGCCUCUGAGAAGUUCAGUUCCAAGGCUCACAUCAGAGAGUAAAACAGAAGAGCCCUCUGAUGCUACUACCCAAGUCUCCCCAGAAAGUCUUACGGCCAGCAAUCUCUCUGACUUUCGAUCUGUUUCCAAGCUAAGCCAGGGCAAGCCGUGUGUGUGUGUAGGCAAGGAGUGCCAGUGCAAGAGAUGGCAUGAUAUGGAAGUGUAUUCCUUUUCAGGUCUGCAGAGUGUCCCUCCUUUGGCCCCAGAACGAAGAUCACUUGAGGACUACUCACCAUCACUGCACACCAGAACUCUGUCUGGCUCCCCUCGAUCCUGUUCCGAGCAAGCUCGUGUCUAUGUGGAUGAUGUGACCAUUGAGGACCUAUCAGGCUACAUGGAAUAUUACUUGUAUAUCCCUAAGAAAAUGUCCCACAUGGCAGAGAUGAUGUACACCUGAUAAUGAGUAGCUGAUUCGUAUGCUUUAAACCAAUGAAGGGUUGUCAGAGGCUUAGUUAACAGCAGACCUGGUGGCCACUCUGUGAGAAGACAUCUCUUUCUGCUCACUGUGCUUGCAAUAAAAACUUCUCUUGGCAUCUCAGUUAAUCUUCAUUCUGUCAGUUUACUGAGUUCAUAAGUACCCGUUAAGGCAAGCAGGUCAAAGAAAAUGUCUCCUAAAAAUGUUCUGAGGGCUGAAGAAACCAUAAUGACUGGAGAUUGACAGCAAUGGGGAGUGUGUAAUUCUUGUAAGACAGUAUAUUUCAGACCUGCUUAAGAUAUGACAGUCAAGAAACUCCAGUGUGCUAUUGUAACUGAACUGAACACUCAUGUUGUAGAUGCCAGCCCACCAGUAGUAGAGCUUUGAAGACGCAUUUAAACUGCCUUUGGUUUAACACGGGUUUGUGUCAUUAAAGGUUUCUUAUGUUAUUGUUGAGUCAGAGAUCUAAGGUUUAGAUUCAGUUUGCAUAAACCAGGUGGCCUGUCCCAUAUUGUUUGAGGGAGUCAUUAACCUUACUAUCACUAAAUAAACCCCCGCUGGUGCUGUUA